UUGUUUUGCAAGAAAAUGGGGCCUAUGAUUGUCAAUCUUUCUAGUGUUUUGUGUUUGUAUUUUUUAUGUAUUUCAGGUACUUUUCUUGUGGGGAUUAAUUGUCAAGGUAAUGGUUGGAUUAAUGCUCAUGCUACAUUCUAUGGUGCCAAUCAGAAUCCCACUACUCUUGGAGGAGCUUGCGGCUAUGAUAAUACAUUUCAUGCUGGUUUUGGAGUGCACACAACAGCUUUGAGUGGUGCACUGUUUAGAAAUGGAGAGGCAUGUGGUGCUUGCUACCAAGUAAUGUGCGACUAUAAAGCUGACCCUAAGUGGUGUCUCCGGGGUGGUAUUGUGACUAUUACGGCCACCAAUUUCUGCCCGUCGAACAACAACGGAGGGUGGUGUAAUCCUCCUCGACAUCACUUCGACAUGUCGAUGCCUGCUUUUCUACGAAUUGCAAGACGAGGCAAUGAAGGCAUAGUUCCUGUUCUUUAUACAAGGGUGGCUUGCAAAAGGAGAGGAGGAGUUCAUUUCACAAUAAGAGGACAAUCAAAUUUCAAUUUGAUAAUGAUUUCGAACGUUGGAGGCAGUGGCGAUAUUAAGUCUGCAUGGCUCAGAGGGUCUAGAACCAGAACAUGGCUACCCAUGCACAGAAACUGGGGUGCAAACUGGCAAAGUAAUGUCGACCUUCGACGCCAAACGCUGUCGUUUAAGCUCACUUUGGUUGAUGGAAAGACGCACCAAUUUUUCAAUGUCGUCCCUUCAACUUGGAGCUCUGGACAGACAUUUUCUUCUCGAAAUCAAUUCUCUUGAUUCAUUUUAAGGGAAGGAGAGAAUUAAUGACUGCUCUGACGUGUCCUGGAACUAUCAUUUUUUUGCAUGUUCGAGGACAUAUAGCUAAUUAACACAUUUUUAUAUGUUAAAUUUGAUUAAGGUUGUUUUUGUUUUGUGAUUUAUGUAAGCAUAUAGUAGUACCAAAAUUAGGUGCUAUGUCCUACCAUAUGUUUUUUUUUUUUAAAUUAUUUGCAAUUAAUGUGGAA
Messenger RNA from Mercurialis annua (annual mercury), 1019 nucleotides. Its product is annotated as expansin-A12. The record is from RefSeq and is a predicted model, not a curated record. NCBI's taxonomy places the organism in Eukaryota, Viridiplantae, Streptophyta, Magnoliopsida, Malpighiales, Euphorbiaceae. Gene Ontology annotation, biological process: plant-type cell wall organization. The transcript is spliced from 3 exons. Bases 16 to 792 code for a protein of 258 amino acids. Gene Ontology annotation, cellular component: extracellular region.